AUGCCGGCAUGGAGCGCGCCCAACCGCGCGGGCGGUGGCGGCUAUGGUGGCAGUGGCUCGGGUUCGGCGUCCUCGGGGAACUCGCACGAGUGGAAGAAGGACCCGUCCGGCCGCUGGCACUAUAUCGGGCCCGGCAAUGCGCAGGGCAAUCGGGGACACGACGCCUCCGUGCAGCAGCAAUCGCGUACCUGGCAGUGCUCGCGCUGCCACUCCACCAACCACUCGCCGAAGGCCUGCCCCGUGUGCGGCCUCCGGCGCAGCUAUGCUGCUGUCGCUGCUUCGGCCGAUCCGGCGGCGUCCGCGCCUCCGCCGAAGCCGUCUACCCGCGCCCAGCUCGACCAGAUCACCCAGUCGCUCCAGUCGACGCUGGCCGAUGUCCAGGCGCGUGUCGCGGCUCCCCAGGCGGGUGCGCCUGCUGCCCCCCCGGAUGCCGCGGCCCCGGCUUCCGCCCCGACGCGGCCCGAGCUUGUCAAGAGGCUCAAGCGCUACGAGGCCGCCCUCGAGAUCUACAAGGACGACACGGCCGACCCAGAGCAUGCGCGACUCACGCAGCAGAUCUCCGAUGUGAAGGCCGAGAUCUCUGCCCUCAAGCCGCUUGGUGCGAAGCUGGAUGGUGCCCGCCAGGCCCUCCAGCGUGCGUCGGCGCGGCGCGAGGAGGCCGACAAGGCCUUGGCUGCUGCCACGCUCCUCCGCGAUACCGCCGAGGCGGAGGAGGCUUCGGCGAAGGAGGCGGUUGCUGCCCUGGAGUCCCAGGUCUCGCCCCUCGACAACACAGAUCUCAUGACGUCGAUUCAGGCGCAGUUGCAUCAGCUGAUCGGCACGCUCAAGUCCGACCCCGGCGUCCAUGCCACGCACAUCGCGAAUGCGGAGAAGCACGUCCACGACCUCUUUGCCGGCUUCCAGUCGGUUUUUCAGCAUGCGAAGGACUACCACGCCCACCAGGAGAAGGUUGCGGGCCUUGCGGAGGGCCGCCCGCCCUACCGCCACGUUGGGAAGCAUCCGCUCCCGACGUCGCUGCCCGAGCCCUCUGUCCCCUCGCACCGGGUCCGGCAGAAUGGCAAACAGCCUCCCAAGGAGGUCCCGGACGAUGUCUUCCGGCGUCCUCGCACUCGCCAGGCGCCUCGCCGCUCCCGGAGCCGCGGCCAGAGCGCGGUCGCUUCAGCGAACGUCAAGACGUUGGAUCCUGCUGGUGUUCGUCGCGCCAAGAAGCUUGGCCUGAACACUAGUAGCAAGAUGGAGUACCUGGACGGUGCUCUCGCCGCCGCUGGCUACAACAUCACUGGCGUGCAAGAGUCUUGUGUGGGUGGCGACGUCACCCGGGAGCAAACCCAGUACGUCGUCUACACUUCUGGCGCCACGCCAGAGGGACACUUCGGAGUUGAAUCUUGGAUGGCGCGCUCCCUCGUUCUGGGUGCCCGUGUGCAGCCUCAGGCCAUCUCUCCCCGACUAUUGGUGGUGAGGUUUGAUAGUUCACAGUGUUCUUUCACACAUGUGGUUGCCCACGCACCUGUUCAACAAGCUUCUGAUGCCGACAGGUCGGCCUUCUGGGACUCCCUCAAGGCCGCCUUGCAUGCCAUUCCGCCUGCACGCAUGGUGUUUCUCUCCAUCGAUGGUAACGCCACGCUCGGCUCCAUCCCGUCUUCGGCCAUCCCGUUUCCAGACGGUGCGGCCGAGAACAACAACGGCAGGUGUUUGCGGGAAGCCAUGGAGGAGGCCGUGUUGGUCCUGUCCUCAAUGGCCACACCCGAGGUCCUCCCAACGUGGUUCGGAGGUUUCGUGCAGCACGAGGGCCGUCGUAACGACUACGUGGCCGCUUCCAUGGACGUUGCUGACCACUUCGUCCAGGCGGGCGUCGACCACAGCGUGCAUCUCAGCGGCAAGGACUCGAUCGACCACUUGCUCACUUACGCCGAGUUCAUUGUGCCCUCCACGGCGACCUUGGACGUCUCCAACUACAGCGAUGCUGGCCAGUGCGACACCUCCGUUGCGGACCGCGCUUCGCCGCGCUCGCCGGGCGCUCCGGCAGCAGACGCUCACGUGUCUAUGGGCGUGGUGGUGCCGCGCUACACGUCGGGCUCCGCGGCCUUCUUCUUGGAGACGCUGUACGACGCCAGUGGCAACCUUCUGACCGGCGACUUGGGCAUCGACCAGCGGUGGACUGAGCACUGGUGCCAGCACCUCGCUGGCAGCACCCUCCCGUUCUCCGAGUUGUUGGUUGCCGACUCCGCCGAAUCUGUUGCACCUGACGUUCCGCGUGCACCGCCGUUGUCGCUCGACUACGUCGAGCCCCUCCUUCGGGUUUCCAAGGGGCGCAAGGCCACUGGGCCUGAUGGUGUGUGCCCUGCUGUAUGGAAGGCAGGCGGUGAACCGGCCGCAUUGCUCAUGCAGGCUGUCCUCAACUCCACCCGCGCGCAUUGCAAGGCCCCCGCUCUCAUGAAGGGCGGCCGCAUGCAGGAUCUGUGGAAACGCAAGGGCGAGCGCACCGACACUGCGAACUGUCGCGGUCUCCUCAUCCAGACCCACGCGGGCAAGGUGCACGGGGCCACGCUGAAGGACGCAAUAAAACCUCACUACCCCCGCGCCGUCGCCGACACGCAGCGCGGUGCCAUCGCAGGCCGCGGGGCCGCUGCCGCCGGGCUCACUGCCGAGCUGCACGCCGACAUGUGCCGCUCCCGUCGGCAAUGCUUCGUCCGUCUCUUCGUCGACCUGACCGCUGCCUUUGACACGAUUUGUCGAGAGUUGGAGCAGGUGACCGAAUUUAUCCAGACGCAUGGUGAUCUUCUGCGCGCCGCCGGUGUUCCUGCUGACGCGGCUGCCCUGGUCGCCGAAAUGCACGCGAACACGUGGCUCACCGUGCAGAAGGGCGUGAUGAAACCGGGCGCCAUGGUCGUUCGCACCACCGAGGGCGCGAGGCAGGGUUGCAAGAUUGGGGCUUUAAUUUUCAACGUGAUUUACGAGUAUGCUCUGAAGAAGGUCCGACAGCGGGCUCGCGAUGCCGGUCUCGUACUUCUCGUCGAAGCUGCUGCAGGCCAGUGCCCUUGGCGCAUCUCUCCUGAAGCCCUCCCAGCGAGUCCGACCGCUGCGCCCUACCCGGGCGUUUCUGCGGACCUCUUCGACAUCGCAUUCGUGGAUGACGUCCUCUUCAUGUUGAUGUGUGCCAGCCCUGCUCUGGCCUCCAUGCAGGCCAGCAUGCUGCUAGAGAUCGUCAUCGACGCAUUCGCCGAGUGCGGCCUCCAGUGCAACCUGAAGGAGGGCAAAACGGAAGUCUCCUUGCACCUGGUAGGCAAAGAAUCUCGCCGAGUGCGCUCCUCCCUGUAUGACCCCGAGCUCAAGCGUCACAUGCUGCGCACGCCGGACGCCUCCCGAGCAGUGGUUGUGACGAACCGCUACAAGCACGCGGGCGCAGUCCGCGCAGUGAACGGCUCCUACGUCGCCGAUGCGCGUGCUAAGGCCACUUCCUGUUUGCAGGCCUUUUACCCUCUGGCGCACCGCGUCUACGGCAACUACGACAUAGAUCUGCGCACGAGGCUCUCCCUCGCAGAUUCGCUCUGCUUCUCGAAGCUGCGGUUCGGCACCGAGACAUGGCUGAACCCUUCUCCCGACGCCGUUCGGCAUCUUCACAGCGCUCGCAUGCGCGUGCUUCGUCAGGUGGCCAACCGCUGCCGGUUCAAGCGGUCCGGACACGGCUUGGACCGGGAGGUGCUAAGGGAGUUGCACGUGCUGCCCGCGGACCUGAUCCUCUUGCAGAAGCGAUUAGUGGCUGCUGCUACCACUUACGCGCGUGGCCCCGCUAUUUUACGUGCGCUCCGGCUGCAGCCGGGCACGAAUGCUUCGGCAGCUCUGGCCGACGAUCUGAGUUGGGCGCGGCAGGCUGCCACUGCCCUGCACGGCAUGCCAGACCCAUGCACCGAGCCUG
This is a messenger RNA of Prorocentrum cordatum, 3916 nucleotides long. The record is from the annotation of a GenBank genome assembly. Lineage: Eukaryota; Dinophyceae; Prorocentrales; Prorocentraceae.